Molecule: messenger RNA, 1656 nt
Organism: Eriocheir sinensis (Chinese mitten crab)
Lineage: Eukaryota; Metazoa; Arthropoda; Malacostraca; Decapoda; Varunidae
Product: actin, muscle-like
Exons: 2
Coding region: 140-1270 (376 amino acids)
Biological process (GO): mitotic cytokinesis
Source: RefSeq, a predicted model, not a curated record
ACUAAUUGCGAGAACACACAAACGAUAUAUAAGACUCUACACACAAGCACGAUUUUAGUGUACUUGAGAUUUGGGGUACGAAGGACGUGCGGGAGGCUAGUGCAGAGUCCAUACCCAAAGAUCGACACUCACAGCAACCAUGUGUGACGACGAAGCCACUGCCCUUGUCGUUGACAACGGCUCCGGGAUGGUCAAGGCUGGCUUCGCCGGUGACGACGCUCCCAGGGCCGUGUUCCCCUCCAUCGUCGGCCGACCUCGUCACCAGGGUGUGAUGGUCGGAAUGGGUCAGAAGGACGCCUACGUCGGCGACGAGGCCCAGAGCAAGCGAGGUAUCCUGACUCUCAAGUACCCCAUCGAGCACGGCAUCAUCACCAACUGGGACGACAUGGAAAAGAUUUGGCACCACUCUUUCUACAACGAGCUCCGCGUUGCCCCUGAAGAGUCUCCCGUCCUCCUCACUGAGGCACCCCUUAACCCCAAGGCCAACCGUGAGAAGAUGACCCAGAUCAUGUUCGAAACUUUCAACACCCCCGCCAUGUACGUGGCCAUCCAGGCUGUGCUGUCCCUGUACGCCUCUGGCCGUACCACUGGUAUCGUGCUCGAUACAGGAGAUGGUGUUACCCACACCGUCCCCAUCUAUGAAGGUUACUGCCUUCCCCAUGCUAUCCUCCGUAUUGACCUUGCUGGCCGUGACCUGACCGCUUACCUUAUGAAGAUCAUGACUGAGCGUGGUUACUCCUUCACUACCACGGCUGAGCGAGAAAUCGUACGAGACAUCAAAGAGAAACUUUGUUAUGUUGCUCUUGACUUCGAGAACGAGAUGAAUAUCGCUGCAGCGUCGUCUUCUGUUGAAAAAGCAUAUGAACUGCCAGACGGUCAAGUCAUCACCAUUGGCAAUGAGCGCUUCCGCUGCCCGGAAGCACUUUUCCAGCCUUCCUUCCUGGGCAUGGAGUCAGUCGGAGUGCAUGAGACGGUGUACAACUCCAUCAUGAGGUGCGACAUUGAUAUCAGGAAGGACUUGUUCGCCAACAACGUUCUGUCUGGCGGCACAACCAUGUACCCUGGUAUUGCUGACCGCAUGCAGAAGGAAAUCACUGCCCUGGCUCCUCCCACCAUCAAGAUCAAGAUUAUUGCUCCACCCGAACGUAAAUACUCCGUCUGGAUCGGUGGCUCCAUCUUGGCCUCCUUGUCCACCUUCCAGGCCAUGUGGAUAACCAAGGACGAGUAUGACGAGUCUGGCCCCGGCAUUGUCCAUCGCAAGUGUUUCUAAGAGAUAUUUUUUUAUGGUAUAUUUCUUGCUAUUUCCUUUUUUAUUUGCUCAUCUGAUAUCACCUUUAUAAUUCAUGGGCAAAUAAUUAUAAAAAAAUAUAUGAAUAUAACAACCGUAUAACACUUCGAAUACUGUUUCAUUUCCUUUACAUCAAACAAACAUUCCUCUCAUAUACACAUCAGUGACACCUCGUACCCACCAGCACUUGAACAAUACAAUAUGAUGUGACCUGAAGGAAGUAAAGCAGUUUGUCACCCAUUGAUUGUAUGUGACAACCGCCUGAUUAUGUCAAGCUGUUAUAAAUGCACCAACCUGAAAAAAGUAAUAACAGUUAUACUAAUAAUAACGUUCAUUAUGUUGAUAAAUAAAUAAUAACCCACAUUUUU